AGGAAGUCCACAGACAUGGAAAUAAAGAACUACAGUAGCAGCGCUUCAGGUUUCAUCCUUCUGGGACUCUCCUCCAAUCCUCAGCUGGAGAAGCCUCUCUUUGCCAUCUUCCUCACCAUGUACCUGGUCACGGUCGUGGGAAAUGUGCUCAUCAUCCUAGCCAUACAUUCUGACUCUAGGCUCCAUACCCCUAUGUACUUUUUCCUCAGCAACUUGUCCUUCAUAGAUAUCUGCUUUGUAACCGUCAUUAUGCCCAAGACACUGGUGAACUUACUAUCAGAGACAAAGACUAUCUCCUACGUGGGCUGCCUCGUCCAGAUGUACUUCUUCAUGGCUUUCGGGAAUACUGACAGCUACCUCCUGGCCUCCAUGGCCAUAGACCGACUGGUGGCCAUCUGUGACCCCUUCCAUUAUGAUGUGGUCAUGAACCUACGGCGUUGCCUUCUCAUGUUACUGGGUUCUUGCACUAUAUCUCACCUGCACUCCUUGCUCCGUGUGCUGCUCAUGUCUCGCCUGUCUUUCUGUGCCUCUCACGUCAUUAAGCACUUUUUUUGUGAUACCCAGCCUGUGCUAAAGCUGUCCUGCUCUGACACCUCCUUCAGCCAGAUUGUCGUCAUGACCGAGACCCUGGCUGUCAUUGUGACCCCUUUCCUGUGCAUACUCUUCUCCUACAUGCGCAUUAUCAUCACUGUGCUCAGAAUCCCCUCUGCAGCUGGGAAGUGGAAGGCUUUCUCUACCUGUAGCUCCCACCUCACUGUAGUAGCCCUGUUCUAUGGGAGUGUCAUCUAUGUUUAUUUUAGGCCCCUGUCCAUGUACUCAGUAGUGAAGGACAGAGUAGCUACAGUUAUGUUCACGGUGGUGACACCCAUGUUGAAUCCUUUCAUUUACAGCCUGAGGAACAAGGAUAUGAAGAGAGGUUUGGGGAAACUAAGGGACAAAAUUCACUCAUAG
Trichechus manatus latirostris (Florida manatee) is the source of this 951-nucleotide messenger RNA. RefSeq names its product olfactory receptor 1L6. Bases 16 to 951 code for a protein of 311 amino acids. The transcript has a single exon. Lineage: Eukaryota; Metazoa; Chordata; Mammalia; Sirenia; Trichechidae. The record is from RefSeq and is a predicted model, not a curated record. Gene Ontology annotation, biological process: G protein-coupled receptor signaling pathway. Gene Ontology annotation, cellular component: plasma membrane. Gene Ontology annotation, molecular function: olfactory receptor activity; G protein-coupled receptor activity.